ACUAAGCUUAAUUAUAUAACUGAAUAGUCCAUUAUCUGUUAUGGAUGGGUGGGUGGUGGGGAUGAAGAUUUUAUAUCAGGGCAAGUUUUACCAGCGCAGCGACGCCGCGCGACAGCCACAGUGACCGCACAGCCGCCGGGUGAGACGCUCGCCGCUCGUGACACAACAUGGAGACCAAGAAGUUUACUAGGAAGGAGAUCGCCGAGAGGGACACCAAAGCGGAGACGGUGUUCGUUAUAGCCAACAAAGUGUACGACGUCACCAAAUUCGUCGACGAUCACCCCGGAGGACAUGAGAUCCUCGUGAACACGGCCGGUAAGGACGCCUCGGAACAGUUCGAAGACGUAGGCCACAGCCUGGACGCCAAGGAGCUAAUGAAGAAGUACUACAUCGGGGAGCUGGUGGACCAGGACAAGCGGCAUAACGUCGACCGCAACGUGAACUGGAACCUGCCGCCAGUGUCCGAGGAAUCCGCGAAUGGCUUCCUCACCUCGUGGAAGUUUCCCGCAGCGCUGGGCCUGCUGCUCACUCUCCUCUACACUUAUCUCUUUUAAUAAACUUUAAUUUUAAAGAUUAUAACGUUAAAGCAAAGUUUGGUCCUUUGCAGUUCUGUGAUAAUGUUA
Molecule: messenger RNA, 623 nt
Organism: Papilio machaon (common yellow swallowtail)
Lineage: Eukaryota; Metazoa; Arthropoda; Insecta; Lepidoptera; Papilionidae
Product: cytochrome b5
Exons: 1
Coding region: 168-554 (128 amino acids)
Cellular component (GO): intracellular membrane-bounded organelle; membrane
Molecular function (GO): heme binding
Source: RefSeq, a predicted model, not a curated record